AUGAGAUCAUCCAAGUCCAACCAAACUGAUUCCAUACAGAAUGUCAGUUUGCCAAGCACUCCCAAUGAAGACAGGAGACUUCUACACAGGGAAAGAUUGAUACCGUCUUAUUACGAACAUAUUAGUGAAGAUAGGCCCCCUUAUAAAUCAAAAGCUAGUAAAAACGAAGAAUAUUAUCCUUUAAACAGGCUAAAUGAGGAUAAUGUUAAUGAAAAUGGAAUACAUCUACCAAAACUGAAUGCAACAGAAAUCAAGUUCUUCCAAUUAGUCGCCGAAAAUAACAUCAAUGACCUACAAACUUAUCUGGACGAACAUUCCGAAUUGAAUGUCAAUUGUGUUAAUUUUCAGGGCAUGACGGCACUUCACGUCGCAGUGCGAAAGAAUGCCGUGCAGAUGGUCGAAUUGUUGCUGGAGCAGCCUCGUAUAGAUAUCGGUGACACUAUAUUGCAGGCCGUGCGAGAUAACAGUGUCGGCGUUUUGGUGAUGCUGUUAGAAGCGCAACGAAAGCUAUCCCCUGGGCUGGAAUUCGCGGGGGCAUCUCACUCGGCCGAAUUUCCCGGGCACGUAACGCCAUUGUUACUGGCAGCGCAUUGCGGCCACCACGAGAUUGUGGCGCUAUUACACUCCCGCGGACACACCAUAGCGAGGCCGCAUCCACCUAAUUGUCUUUGCGUGACGUGCAAAAAGUCCUUGAUGAAAGAAGAUCCUUUAUACACAAGCAUGACGCGAUUGUCAAUAUACCGCGCCGUCUCAUCACCUGCCUACAUCGUGCACGUAUCCACUGAUCCCAUUCUGACGGCCCUUCGAAUAGCAGAAGAGUUAAUAGAAAACGCUGCGGCCAACAGACAACUAUCUGCAGCCUACCUGCGGCUCAAGGAUGACGUCAGUUCAUUCGCUGUCGAAUUAAUAGGUUGCUGCCGUACGUCUGAAGAAGUAGAAUUAGUACUUAAACAAACCUCAGGUUGUCAUGGGCAGCGGCAUUUCGUUUUGCCUCGCUUGCUAAUGGCAGUAAAUUACAAGCAAAAGGAAUUCGUCGCCCACCCAAAUACACAGCAGGUUCUGGAAUCCUACUGGUUGGGAAACUGGUAUUACUGGAAGCACAAAUCUCUGAUAUCCAAAGUAUGGACCGUUCUCACUCGUAUAUUUCUGACGCCUAUUAUUCUUCUCAUGUGUAUGGUGCUGCCUCGGCACAGCCUCGUUACGCACUGGCAGAUCCCGUUGAACAAACUUAUUACUCACACUUCAGCGUACAUAGUAUUUCUGGGUCUAGUCUUCCACAUCUCGAAUCGAGAUAAAACUGAACAGAGACGCGGGCCGCCGGAUACAGGAGCAGAAGGUCCAUUGAUACUGUACGUGUGCGGCUACACGUGGUCAGCAAUCCGCAUGUGUGUGAUGCAGGGCCCGCGCAGGUACUUUACAGCCAUGUGGAACUGGGCGGAGCUCAUCAUGUUAGCACUCUUUGGUAUUUCGUUUGUCCUAUGGGUUGCUGCUGCCUUCGAAGUGGCCAAUUCUGGUGACGAUUUAGAACGCAAAUAUUGGGACCAACAUGACCCAACGCUGCUAGCCGAAGGCACGUUCUGUCUAGCUACAAUAUUUGCCUACUUCCGACUAAUGUUCUUGUGUCAGUUGAACUACCAUCUAGGGCCCCUCCAGGUAUCUUUGGGAAAAAUGACGAUAGACAUUUACAAGUACAUAAUUGUGUUCACAAUAAUCAUAAGUGCAUUUGCCACCGGUUUGGCUCGUCUCUACCAAUAUUACGAUGGCAUGGUUUACGAAGACGAAUUUGGAGUGAAAACUGUUCAGGUGUCCUCGUUUACAAGCUUGGCCGACACUCUGAAGACUUUGUUCUGGGGAUUGUUCUGUAUGGCACCGCUGGAGAGCGCCGACGUGGUGCUGGCCAAUACAAAGACCCCCAACAACUAUGAAAAAGUCCAUGAGAACCGGCACCAAUACACUGAGCUCAUUGGCUACUACUGUUUCGGAUGUUUUGAAGUGAUAUCGGUGAUUGUUGUAUUGAAUAUGCUCAUAGCCACCAUGUCAAACACUUUCCAAAGAGUCAACGACAAUGUAGCAAUCGAAUGGACAUUCGGAAGAACUGAGGUUUACAUUAACUACAUGAUGCAGACUACAUUACCAUCACCUUUCAACCUAAUCCCCACAGCUUCUGGAAUGAGUAACGUAGUGGAAUGGUUGAGAGCGAAGCUCAACCGAUCACAGGGCAUCCACGCACGCUGGUCUCUUUCAUACUGUUGCUAUAUAGAGCGCGAUAUCGAGUCAAGUAUUCGAGAAGAUUACUCGGCGCUUAUGUGCGUCUUAGUACAGCGAUACUUCAGAGACAAAGCAGUUGUUCUGGGAAAAGGUGAUGUGGAAACGGAACUGAAAAACCUUAAGCGAGAACUCGCUGCCCACAAUUACAUCACAGAAAAUAGUCGUACUUAA
Molecule: messenger RNA, 2439 nt
Organism: Chilo suppressalis (striped riceborer)
Lineage: Eukaryota; Metazoa; Arthropoda; Insecta; Lepidoptera; Crambidae
Source: the annotation of a GenBank genome assembly